AUGAUAGCAAUGACCUUAAAAUUGGUCUCAUGCUACUUAUCUGAAUCCAUGCCAGCUGAACUUGAGCUAUUUCCUGUUCUGUGUUUUGGAGGAGAAUGCAUGGAGGAAGGAGGGGUACAGAUAUGCAAAUAUCAUGAGCAGCUCUCUGCAGUGGAGAUCUCCAAUGCCUGCUUUGACCCCUCCAACCAGAUGGUGAAGUGCGACCCUCGUCAUGGCAAGUACAUGGCUUGCUGCAUGCUCUACAGAGGUGAUGUGGUACCUAAGGAUGUCAAUGCCGCCAUUGCCAUAGUCAAGACCAAGAGAACUAUUCAGUGUGUAGACUGGUGUCCCACUGGCUUCAAGGUUGGCAUCAAUUACCAGCCCCCAACUGUGGUGCCUUGUGGAGACCUGGCGGAAGUGCAGUGGGCAGUUUGCAUGCUAAGUAACAGGACUGCCAUUGCUGAGGCAUGGGCCUGCCUGGAUCACAAGUUUGACCUUAUGUAUGCACAGUAGGCACAGACUCUAUCAAAGGAGAAGAUGAAAGUGAAGAAUUCUAGAAAGCGUCCAGCAACCAACCUCAGUUGACCUUGUCUGUCUUUUGUGUCUUUCCCUUUUCCUACCACUCCAAAAUAAAGUCUUUUCUUAUUUGCAAAAAAAAAAAA
Messenger RNA from Monodelphis domestica (gray short-tailed opossum), 641 nucleotides. RefSeq names its product tubulin alpha chain-like. Gene Ontology annotation, biological process: microtubule-based process. The record is from RefSeq and is a predicted model, not a curated record. Gene Ontology annotation, cellular component: microtubule. NCBI's taxonomy places the organism in Eukaryota, Metazoa, Chordata, Mammalia, Didelphimorphia, Didelphidae. Gene Ontology annotation, molecular function: GTP binding; structural constituent of cytoskeleton.